Apiotrichum porosum is the source of this 369-nucleotide messenger RNA. It is a transcript of the gene PKR1, whose product is annotated as SMK killer toxin resistance protein. Gene Ontology annotation, biological process: vacuolar proton-transporting V-type ATPase complex assembly. Gene Ontology annotation, cellular component: endoplasmic reticulum membrane. The transcript has 4 exons. Lineage: Eukaryota; Fungi; Basidiomycota; Tremellomycetes; Trichosporonales; Trichosporonaceae. The record is from RefSeq and is a predicted model, not a curated record. Bases 1 to 369 code for a protein of 122 amino acids.
AUGGUGACCACCAACUCGCCAUCCCCGUCGCCAGAGCCUCAACAGGUCGCAGAGCCUCGGACCACCGAGGUGGCGGCUAGCCCCAACUUUUUUGGCCAGCUCAUCGGGUCCAUCUUUGAGCCUGGAGCCAACACGGCCGUCGUAAAGGCCAUGAACAUUUCAUUUGCCUUGCUGCUCCUCACUCUGUUCGGCCUCAUGAUUCUUUCCAGCUGGAACCUCCACGUCGUCGCUCUCUUUGUCAUCAACGCAGCCCUCUGGGCCACGAUGAUGUGGUUCGUCCAGGAGAUUUCCAAGGUGCAGACCAACCCCGAAAACAUGCCGACUGGCGACCCCCUGUUGGCGCAGCCCGAGACCAAGAAGGAAAUAUAA